CGCGCAUUGUGCGCUACCUGGGCGGCGCAAAAAGAAACAUCGCGUCUCUAAGAAACGAGCGCAAUGUCAUUUCUGUUUUUUUGUUUUUGCUAAGCGUGCGGUGGGUGAAGGAAAUGGUCAUUUCGUACAAAAAUAAAUAAACAAAUAUAAAGUAUUUGCUCUUUAUAAAGAAUUGCUCACUUUUAGCCUGAUGGUGGUUCUAAGCGUCAGGAGCGCGCACAGGCGGCGGUUUGUGCUGCUUUUCCUCAGUAUCACCGGGAUCAUCAUUUACCGGCACUUCAGUGGACAAAGAGAGAAGGUGAAGAUCAACAGGAAACAGGGAUUAAUCAUGAAUUCUUCCCAGUUCAUGCUGGGAGGUGAGCCAUUCCGCAUCCUCGGGGGUUCCCUCCACUAUUUUCGUGUCCCUCAGGCCUACUGGAAGGAUCGCAUGAUGAAGUUGAAGGCUUGCGGCCUCAACACUCUAACCACAUACGUGCCGUGGAAUCUGCACGAGCCUCAGCGAGGGAACUUCCAGUUCAGCGCAGGUCUGGAUUUGGAGACAUUUCUGCUCCAGGCAGCUGAUUUGGGUCUCUGGGUCAUCCUUCAUCCGGGUCCGUACGUUUCCUCAGAGCUGGACCUCGGAGGAUUACCCAGCUGGCUGUUAAGAGACAGGAAAAUGAAGCUGAGGACGACGUACACCGGCUUCACGCAGGCCGUCGAUGCUUUUUUGGACAAGCUCAUUCCAAAAAUGGUGCCAUUACAGUUCAGGAACGGCGGCCCCAUCAUUGCCAUGCACGUGGAACAUGAGUACGGCUCAUAUGCAGUGGACAGGAAAUAUAUGUCCUUUCUGAAAGAGGCCCUUGAGCAGAGGGGCAUCAGUGAGCUUCUCCUUGCUUCAGACAGCCACGAAGGCUUAGAAAGUGGAGGAGUGAGCAGAGUCCUCAGGACUUUGAAUCUAUUCAAACUAAAUCACGAAGACAUCAAAUAUCUGGAUUCAGUGCAGCCAAACAGCCCUGUGUUCAUUACGGAGUACUUCACUGGUCACUUUGAUGGCUGGGGAGAUUUGCAUCACAUCUUUCCUGUAGAAGACAUGGUUGCAGUGGUUCGAGAGGCUCUGCGACGCGGCAUGUCCAUCAACCUGCACAUGUUCCAUGGAGGAACAAACUUCGGCUUCAUGACCGGUGCUGUGGCCAAGCCCUCUUACAAGGCUCUAAUCACUAGCUAUGAUUAUGAUGCGCCUCUAUCCGAGGAUGGUGAAUAUACACCGAAGUACCACCUGCUGAGAGAACUCCUCGGUCGAUACAGUGGCGAUCCUCUGCCAGAGAUGCCGGCUCUACGCCGAAAGGAGAGCUACGAGACAGCCAUCAUGUACCGACACCUCACUUUAUGGGAUGCUCUGCCUUUCACGAAGGAGAAGCCUUUUAAAUCCAGGAGUCCUGUGAAUAUGGAGAGUCUCCCUGUAAACAACAAGAACGGGCAAGCUUACGGAUACACGCUCUAUGAGACCACUAUCACCACCGGGGGCUUCUUAAAAUCGGGGAACAACAUCCGAGACAGAGCGCUGGUGUUUGUGAACAGAGGCUUCAUUGGCACUUUCGACUACAAGACUACAGAGUUAGCGGUUUCUGAUGGGAAGGAAGCUCGGACACUGAGUUUCCUGGUGGAGAACUGCGGACGAGUGCACUCUGGACAGACCAUGGACAAUCAGCGCAAAGGGAUUGUUGGAGACAUUUUAUUGAACAAUGUGCCUCUUAAAAACUUCAUAAUUUACAGCCUGGAUAUGACACGUAGCUUUAUCGACAGUUUAUACAGAGCUCCAUGGAAGUCUCUCCCUCAGAAGCCCAGCUUUCCAGCGUUUUUCCAGGGAAGGCUUUUCGUGGACGGAUUUCCAAGCGACACCUUCGUCAAGCUGCCUGGCUGGAGCAAAGGCGUGAUCUUUAUCAACAGUCAGAACGUGGGGCGUUAUUGGCACGUUGGCCCUCAGCAGGCGCUCUACAUCCCGGGGCCUUUCCUCAACAGCGGAAUCAACCAAGUGACUGUGUUUGAGGAAGAGGAAUCCGAUUUUAAACUCCAGUUUGAAACCUCUCCUGAUCUGGGAAUGACCAUGGACAUUCAGUGACGACACGGAAGAGUCGGGAAAACAACGAAAUAAAAAAAUAUCUGCUGAUAUACA
Molecule: messenger RNA, 2152 nt
Organism: Hemibagrus wyckioides
Lineage: Eukaryota; Metazoa; Chordata; Actinopteri; Siluriformes; Bagridae
Product: beta-galactosidase-1-like protein 2
Exons: 19
Coding region: 191-2098 (635 amino acids)
Biological process (GO): carbohydrate metabolic process
Cellular component (GO): vacuole
Molecular function (GO): beta-galactosidase activity
Source: RefSeq, a predicted model, not a curated record